AUGGACGAUACAGCUCUCUUGGAUAGGAUUCUCGAGGCGUUACAGGAUCAAAGGCGGAAAAUAACCUGUUUGGAAAACGAGGUUAGGGGACGCGAUCUGCGUUCCCCGGAAUCACAGCCACAAGAAGAGUCGACGGCUCCCGAGAGCCGGGGCAUCGAACCAGAGGCCCUAUUCUCUUCAUCGCCAAGCCCGGUGGAUCGUGCGGUCAUUUUUGCGUCUGCGGAUGCUGAGCAAGACAGCGAACCAUCGCUUAUUAGCCAGCUUUUCCACACCCAGCGUGACUCGACUGAAAACUUGUCCUGGGACCAGACCAUGCUGGAUUUCGCCAAAUCUACUGUUCGAGCUGGCCUACCAGACAACUUGCGUACACAGCUGUUGUCGAAAUUUGAGGUUAAGGAAGUUUUGUCACCGUUAGGUCCUCCUAAGCUUAAUAAGCUUCUGCUACCAGUACUGAAGGCCUCUUCGACGGUAGCGAAGAGGGACGAGUAUCAAUCUCUGGCUCAAUCACAGGUAGCGGCUGUUCUCAACGCCUUGGGCAUGGGCCUCUCCUAUCUCACAAAGCCCGAGGUAUCAUCUUUAUUGCCAGAGGAGGCAAAGGUGGCGCUCAGUCAAAUUGCUGAGGCCAUGCAAUUAUUAGCAGACCACCAAUAUAAAUUAUCUCUGGCCAGACGAGCUUUCAUAAAACCGGCUUUAAAUUUACUGGGUAAGUCGACAGCGGAUCUGGCGCCAAUAGAUGAGUGGCUUUUCGGCGCUUCUUUUGUGGAUGAGGUUAAGGACGCGCAGGCCUGCGAAAAAGUGGCUCGAGUCCUUACCAGAGCUCCCGCAGCAACUACUAAGGUAACCUCUCAGCCGGUGAGAAAGGCCCAAGCAGCACGAAGGCAACUUUCGUCGGGAAAUGCGAAAGCCCCUGCCCCAUUAACAUCGGAUUCUGAGAUUCUGAGCGCCAUUCGAGGAUAUCAGAUCCCUUUCAAUUCGAGGCCACCUCCGCGCUCUCAGCUCAGAGAACCAGUUUUUGCUACAGCGACGUCUACCUACUGUACGGCGGAAAUACAGAGAUUAUUGGAUAAAGGAGCCAUCUAUCCGGUACAACCAUCGUCGGAUCAGUUUCUUUCUUCUUUCUUUUUGAUGGAGAAAGCUUCUGGUGGCAUGCGGUUUAUCCUCAAUUUAAAAGAUCUCAAUACUUAUAUCAAUCCCCCGCAUUUUAAGUUAGAGGAUUGGCGGACAGUAGUGCGUUUAUUGCUACCGGACGUCGAGAUGGCUACCCUUGAUCUUGAAGACGCUUAUUUAUCCGUAUUAAUUCAUCCUUAUUACAGAAAAUAUUUGAGAUUCAAAUGGCAAGGUAUCACUUAUGAAUUUGGUGCUCUUCCAUUUGGCUUAGCCACGGCACCGUAUAUUUUUACCAAGAUUCUACGCCCAGUGGUUACGUCUCUUCGGGCCAAAGGCUACGAGUCCGUAUUGUACCUGGACGAUUUUCUACUUUUAGCUCACUCGAAAGAGGCCUGUCGUCGGAAUGUCCAGGUUCACAUUAACAUCCUUUCGGAGCUGGGUUUUUCUAUUAACUUUGGGAAGUCAGAGCUAGAACCUGCACGACAACGCAAGUAUCUCGGUUUCGUGUUCGAUUCCGAGGCUCAGUCUGUUGCAAUUCCAGAACAGCGCCAGAUUAAAUUACACUCGAUUUUUGUCCAUAUAAGAUAUGGUCUUCUGUACUCGAAGGCUCUUGAAAGACAGAAGUUCUUAGCCCUUAGAAAAUCAAAUAAUGACUUCAACGCUAAGAUGAGUAUCUCAUCGGAUCUCUCUGAAGAUUUUCGGUGGUGGCGCAUUACUUUGGCCGAUCAGCUCCAAGCAAAUCCCAUUUUAACGGGCCGUUUCGUAUGCGAAAUUUUUUCAGAUGCCUCCCUUACGGGCUGGGGCGCUUCCACAGCCUCGGAUCGGACUCACGGUUGGUGGUCAGUCGAAGAAAAGACUACAUAUCAAUGA
This is a messenger RNA of Cyphomyrmex costatus, 1977 nucleotides long. RefSeq lists its product as uncharacterized. The transcript is spliced from 4 exons. The coding region runs from base 1 to 1977 and encodes 658 amino acids. The record is from RefSeq and is a predicted model, not a curated record. NCBI's taxonomy places the organism in Eukaryota, Metazoa, Arthropoda, Insecta, Hymenoptera, Formicidae.